UAUUGCAAAUCAGUCCUCCAAGUAUGAAGCUUGUCAAUAAGAUAUUAUGACAAUCAACAUCAUUCAGUUAAUAUUACUCUUAAAAUAUAGGUAUUAGAAAUGAAAUACAUAAAAAUUGUGUGGCAUUUCUGUAAAUCUUCUCCCCAAGAACUGUUGCAGGUAAGCUUCUGCCUAACUUCCAACAGCGAUCUAAUCCAAACUAUUAGCGCUAAACACCGCUUGUGAAUUCGACUGCUGGAGAUAGAUAGAGCAAGACGAAAUAUGUCGAGGCCAGAGCGAAGCGAUGUCCAUCUCCCGCCGGAGGAGGCGAAGAGAGUGGAGGAAGAGACGCGGCGAUACUUUGAGAAGAUGAUCCCCAAACGCCGCCCCAAGCCUGCACGCAGUGAUCCCGACGGCCUUGACGGCGAUCUUGGGCAGUUCGGAGGGGAUUCGAUUCCUGCCGAGCUCCGGAAACUCCAAGAACUCAACGCCGGGGAACAGAAGCUGGUGUGUGAAGGCGACGGGGCUGUGGAGGAGUAUGUGGAGACGGAGUAUUACACAGGGCUCCACUGCAUCGACAAGCAGCAUCACACGGUACGAUGGCUAUUAAAAAUUUUUAUUUUAUUGGAAAAAUCAGAUCGCUGUCAGAAACGCUGUCAGAAAGCUGCAUGCAACCGCACCUAG
Messenger RNA from Phalaenopsis equestris, 663 nucleotides. RefSeq lists its product as uncharacterized. NCBI's taxonomy places the organism in Eukaryota, Viridiplantae, Streptophyta, Magnoliopsida, Asparagales, Orchidaceae. The transcript is spliced from 3 exons. The record is from RefSeq and is a predicted model, not a curated record. The coding region runs from base 262 to 663 and encodes 133 amino acids.